CACACACGUACUGCACACAUGCAGCGUGCUCAGGAUGACACAGACAAGUACAGUAUUGAGCAUUUUCGUCCUGUUUCUUCAAACCACUUUUGGGGAAAGUGGUUGCACCUCAGCAGAUGGUGAUGCAUUCAUGUGAGGAGUUAUGCCUGGGAGCAGGGAACCGCUUCACUCUUCUGCAAUCCAUGGUCACGCUGAGCUGCCAUCAGAGAGGGGGACUUUUGGAGAUGAUGAAACAGACAAUUUUGACAUUGACUGCUUCAGCCAGCUGGAAUUUAAGGAUUCCUAUAGCAGCCUGACCUGCAAUUUUACCGAGCUGCCUCCUCACAACACUAACUAUACCCUGGCCCUGUGUACCAAGGAAGACAGUAAUUCCGUGUGCUUCGAUAUGGAGAAACAGGAAGAUGUGUAUUUCUUACAAUUCACUGAUAUACUCUCAAAUAAAUACAUAUGCACUGGCUCUGAGAUGAAGAAAAGGGUCUGCAGGAGUCUGGUUGUAACUGACAUUGUUAAACCUGAAGUACCUUUUGAUAUAAACAUCACAUACCAAAAGGAGGCAAAUGAGUAUCUAAUUCAUUAUAGUACACCACACUCAUGGAAGAAAUACUUAAAGGACAAAUUAAUACACCAAAUAGCCUAUCGGCAGGAAGAAGGUAUUUGGAAGACAAUAGAGUCACCAUACCUUCUUAUAAAAUUACUGGGGAAAAACCUCGAAAAUGAUGCAUCGUAUGAGGUGAAAGUACGUUCGCAGCCCAACGGAGAUUAUUUUAAGGGCACGUGGAGCGAAUGGAGCACUUCUAAGAGCUUCAGGACUGCAAGGGAGCAGCAAUCCACGGAGACCUUUAGCAGCGUGGUCGUGAUUAUACCCUCCAUCCUGGGAUUCAUGCUGUCCAUUGUCAUGAUUGUCCUGAUUGUAACUUUUUGGGAAAACAGAAUCAAGCCUGCUGUGUGGCCAAACCUUCCUGAUCAUAAAAAAACGCUGGAGCAACUAUGCAAGAAGCCAAAAAAUAAUUUUGAUAUAAGCUUUAACCCGGAGAGUUUUGGUUACGUUCAUAUCCAUAAAGUGGACGGCAUUCGAGCAAAAGCUGAACUGGAAAAUUUUCUGCAGCCAUCAACUGCUCCAGAUCCAAACCUUCCAGAAAAAUUUUGGAGCGGAUCAGACCUGACGAUGAUCCCUGAGAUGACAGAAAGAAGCAACCUAAGCCUGUCUGUGACUUACGAAGGAAUCUGGCCAGCUGAAGCCCUGCACAGACUCCUGACCACCAGCCAGUUUGCAGUCACCGAAGGAACCUGCUGCUGCAGCACAUACGAGGUGUGCCACGGCAAUGGGGUGCCCCUGUGCGAUGAUGGUUUCAACCUUUCCUCCGCUCCUCCCCCAGAUCCCUCUGGCCAGCUCGGACCGGAGCCCCUAAACGGUGAUACUGCAUCCCAGAUGCUGCCUACCAAUGAAAUGAGAUCACCAAACAACGAGGAAGCCUAUGUCACAAUGUCUAGCUUCUACAAAAUUCAGUAAACCUUACAGGAAUGACAGCGUACCGGUUUUUCUCUAGCACAAGCGGGACAUUGUAGCUUUCUGUUUUGUUUUCCUGCAUCCUGUGAGUUCCCACCUCUGUAACACACCCUGCUCACAGUGCAACACUCUACCUGCAAGGAAGCAGGUUCUCCCAUGUUUCAGUGAUAAGUGGCCUAACUUCAGCUCUCAGUAUGCUGGUAGCAAUCUCCACUGCAGCAGAAAUGAAAUUUAAUUCAACCUGACUUUAAUCUUCAGAUCUGACUAAUCCAGAGCAAUGACACUGCAGUCCUAGCUGAGGAUAACAGCAUGUCUCGUAAAAGUUAAUGGACUCUUUAGUUAACCUCUCAGUUGCAGAAUUAAGCUCUUAUUAAUGCUUAAGCAAGAAAUAUGGCAACAAAUUCAAGUUAAAUAGAAUCCAAUCUCUUAAACAAUGGUAGUUCAAGAGUAACUCCUGCAGUCAGUGGAAGUCCUCAAGUUUGCAAAACGUCAGUAAAUGAGAGCUGCUAUCAAGCAUUAGUUGCCUGGGGAUUCAGUAGCUUGGUUACCACAAAAGGAGUUUGCUGAGCCCCCAGGCAAAAGGGGACAGGGACUCACUUUAGGAAGAUGUUUUCUCAGACUGAUUUUUUUAUUAUUGUUUUGAUUUUUUUUUUGAGAGAGAUGAAUUAAAACAAAGCAAGACCCUACAUGCCACUACUUUUUGCUGUUGGUAAAGAUCUGCUCUGGAGCCAAUUUGGGGAUUCACAGAUACUUCUGCUAGUGCCAUAUAUUAAAGAUCUUCAGUACUUCAUAUACCAGCAAUGUUUAGGUAAGGAAAAAAACCAAAAUCACUAAAAAGCAACGGCUCAUCUCUUCCUAUAAACUGAAUUGGGGAUGCAAAAUGCAUGAUACUGUCUUUCUCUGCAGCUCUUGUGCAAGCAUUAGUGCAGCAUGUAAGUAUUUUCCAGGACAGAAGGGCUGAGCAGACCAUGUUUGUUUACUAACAUUAUUCCCAAUGGAUGUGGCUGCAUGGUAAUACUUUGAAUUUGGCCAGGCAAUGUUCUCAUGAAACAUCUGACCUAGGAAGACGGAUGGAGUAUCAUGCAUCCUGCCAGUGAUCAGAUGACCUAUAUUUUUUAAAAGUACCUUGUAAAUUGCCUAUAGUUUUGUGGGAUUUUUUUUUCUUUCUUUCACAUUAUUAUGGAGGAAGGCACUUUGUCCCUUCCCACUCACCUUUCUCUGGACUCUGUGCCCAGCUCUAAGGGGUUCCCCAUGUGCUGCCACACAGAGAUGGCUGAGCACUUCACAGUCCCUCUGGGAUGCUGCUCAUUGCAGAGCACACGCUUGGAGAUAAAGCUGCUACAGCCACAUGGUUGCAUGACAGCCGAGCAGUGUGGCCAUGGGAAAUCCAAGCCACUUUGCUGUGCUCUGGGAUUGAGGUUCACCUCACUGUGCAGUCUCAGUUCCUCUAGCUGCUUGAAAUUCUCCUUUACUGAAACAUAUUCACGUUCCCAGAGUCUAAGGGUGAAAAGAGUCCUCUCUAAUGCUCAGAGCUGCUCAAAUUUGUUCUGACUGGUAAUAAUCACUGAGAUGUCGCUAUAUUUGAUGUGGCCUGCUGGCGAAAAACAGCACUCUCAAGACAGCACUCCACCUUCUCCACCUCCACCCAAUGUCAGGGAAACCUUCAAACGGGGACAACCUUAUGAUCCCUGUGUGCAAAGGGGCCAAGGAUUUGGCUCAAGGCAUUCCAGUGACAUUUUACAGAAUGGUUUUUAUUGCUGUUUCUCACCAAAUGGAACAUUGAUUAAUGCAGUAGAAAAGGAUGAAAAGCCCUGGACAUUCCUUUGCUUUAUAAUGCUUGUAUUUCUUUUUAAAAAGAGCUGCUGGUAACAUUCAUACCAUGCUGACUUGCACAGCGCAAUUGUAGAUGCGGACAGACUGUGCUGGAAAGAUAUCCUCUUCUAGUAACACAGUAACAAACAAAGAGGGAACAGAGGAAGAAGCAAAAGCGCGUCAGAAAAAUCCUGUACAGUAUGUGCUAUGCUUGUUUUGAACUCAUACACAUAUUUUUCAGGAUUAAAGGGGACAUCACAAAUGUCUAUUUGCACUAUUUAAGCAGGAAGGUACCCAUAUGUAAUAGUCUUUCUGUUUGUCCAGAAAUGGAUGUGGCUCUUUAAUACAGGACAAGUGGUAGAAACCCGGUGUUUGCUCUUUAGUAUGGGAAAAGUAGUAGAAAUCUGAUGUUUCUUUACUUUAAUCACUCUGAAAUAGUUAUAUUUUUCCUAUGUAGUAUUGAUUUUUUUGCAUAGCUGCUAAUGUUUAAACAUUCAUUCGAUUUUCUAUGUCUUAUUUAAUUAGACAUGUAACCUUGAUUUUAUGUUUUUAGUGUAUUAAAAGGACAUGAGUAUUUGCAUCAUCUA
Molecule: messenger RNA, 3906 nt
Organism: Grus americana (Whooping crane)
Lineage: Eukaryota; Metazoa; Chordata; Aves; Gruiformes; Gruidae
Gene: IL7R
Product: interleukin 7 receptor
Exons: 9
Coding region: 143-1510 (455 amino acids)
Biological process (GO): hemopoiesis; cytokine-mediated signaling pathway; positive regulation of receptor signaling pathway via JAK-STAT
Cellular component (GO): external side of plasma membrane; membrane
Molecular function (GO): cytokine receptor activity; protein binding
Source: RefSeq, a predicted model, not a curated record